CUUUCAUUAAACCCUAAUUGAAAUGGAAAAGAAGUCCGAGGAGGGAGAAUCAGAGCCUGAGGUGUACGAGAUCCGGGGAGAGCCGGCUGUUGUCAUCAAUGGCGUCCCUAAGAUAGACCCAAAUUGCAGCAGCCUCGUUCCCUCUAAUUCCAUCAAGGAAGACGGCGAGCCUCGGAAAGAGAAAGGGUGUGGCGAAUGGUUGGAAGGGAGGGAGGUUCAGAAACUGUUUGGGGGAAAAUAUUAUCACGGGAAAGUGAUCCAAUUCGACAAGGAAACUGGGUGGUACACGGUGGAGUAUGAAGAUGGGGAUUCGGAGGAUCUUGAUUGGGUGGAAUUGGAAGAGGUGCUCUUGCCUGUAGACAUCGGAGUUCCUUUGAAAACAGUGGCAUUGAAGGUGAUGAACAACAAACAGAAGGAUGGGCAGCAGCCGGUUCUUCCAGAGUCUGAAAUUCACAAGGACAAGCUUGUGGGAAAGAAGGGGAAGAAGACUAGAGCACGUUGAUGAACAAGAAACUGGUAGGUGAUUCUGAAACUGAGAAUUCUUUACUUGUAGAAGAAAAGAAAUAGAAGCUUAUUUCCCAGUUGUGUGACAUGUUUUAGGCAUUGAUAUCUUAACUUCUUUUUCCCAUGGGAAAUGUAGUUUGAGAAUCAGAACUGUUGCAGAAAUAGAAUUUUAGCUUUGAUUUCCC
This is a messenger RNA of Hibiscus syriacus, 689 nucleotides long. RefSeq names its product dirigent protein 17-like. The coding region runs from base 23 to 502 and encodes 159 amino acids. Lineage: Eukaryota; Viridiplantae; Streptophyta; Magnoliopsida; Malvales; Malvaceae. The record is from RefSeq and is a predicted model, not a curated record. The transcript has a single exon.